CUAAAGUACCGCUCUCGAUCGAUUGACCACACCGUCCUCAUUGGCGCAGUUCAUUUUCACCGUUGAUUUACUUUCCAUGUUUUCUUUUUCUUCGCUUGCUAAUCCUACCAAUACAAAUUAGGUUCCUGUACGAGACCAUUCAAGACUAUGUGUUGACCCCCGCUCUGUUGCCCCGUCUGCUUCUCGCGUCCAGGACGGCACUUUUCCCAGUAAAUGUUCCUGCGCCGCAGGGGGCGGAGCCUGGUCGAGCAGUGCAAACCCCGUUAUCAAUGCAUACCCCUACGUCAUUUGCAGCGGAGGGCGGCAAAGCCAACAUUACUAACAAAGGGAAUGCGAAUACGUCAUCGGCCGAGAACACUGGACCAUCAGCACCGGAAAUUGCUGCUAUCAGGCGACAUUGUGCGGUCAGUAUCUUGGCACUGAUUCCGCGGCCGGUUGCGCGGCGAUUAUUUGGUGCUGCGCACAAUAGUAGUAAUAAUAACAACCGUCAUACCAUCUCGAUCGAUAAUAACGAUCAACUUAACGGCCACGGCUAUAAUAACGGUUAUAGUGGGCACAAUAACACUACGAAUGACUCGCAGAAGCGGCAAGAGUCAGGGCCAACAGCUGGUGGAUCCGCUGAUGAUCGAGAACACGGGGCAGAAGAAGACGAAGAAGCGGUUCUCAUUGUGGCCAUUGAGAACGAACUUCUUGGUCUGCUGGCGGAUGAGUAUUGUAAUAAGCAUCUUGUGUAUUCGAUUAUUGAGACUGUUCUGGUGAGGCUUGUGCCUGAGUUGGCUGAGCGGUCUGUUGGGGAGUUGUUGGAGGAUCGGGGGGUUUCUUUUUCUUGAGUACGGAGUACCUUUUGAUCCUAGACAUGUCCAUAGAUAACGAGUUACGAAUGUGCAUAGCUCAAACAGUGAGAAAUAGA
Messenger RNA from Aspergillus glaucus CBS 516.65, 910 nucleotides. RefSeq lists its product as uncharacterized. The transcript has a single exon. Lineage: Eukaryota; Fungi; Ascomycota; Eurotiomycetes; Eurotiales; Aspergillaceae. Bases 270 to 830 code for a protein of 186 amino acids. The record is from RefSeq and is a predicted model, not a curated record.